AUGCGAGGCGUUUUGGACAAGCAUGUUGCUACUCUACAACAGGGUGCGAGGCUGGUCCCCGAGAUAGACCUUGCAAAGCCCGUUGUUGGGGCUAUCAAACUGGUAUUGGAUGCCUACCAAAAGGCAUCCGAAGUCAGAGAAGAGAUGCAAACAAGCUUCGAGAACCUAGCUGAAGUAUUCGAAGAGAUAGACUUCUCUAUGCGCACGUACCCAAAGGACCAGAACAUUAUCGCGGCGUCAACCCGCUUGAUUUGCGCGAUAGUCAUAUCUGUGGAAAGCGCAAUUGCAUUUUACACAAGUCAUCAAUUCAUGAGAGCGGCGAGCGCAACCUUCUCAGGAUCAGAUUACAAAAAGCGGCUUGUUCAGAAUCUCAAUGAUGUCAAAACUUGCUGCGCAUCUCUGGAAAAGCAAUCGCAGAGAUCAUUUGCACAUCGCGUAACCAACGAAAGCGAGUAUCUCAAGCAUCAGAGUGCUCGAAUGAUGUACCAGCAGCAUGUGUCAAGUACAUCUUUAGAGCAGCUGGUUGAAAAUAGUCUGCGUUGCAAUGAGGGUUUAGCAGACUUAAAGAACAUCGUUUUAAGUCUAUUAAGCGAUCGACAGAAUGUUGUAAACGUGGGCCCGCACUCGAGAGUCCCUUCUCCGUUACCACCGCCCGUCACACCAUUGUUAGGGCCACCUCGAGAAAUCACAUCAUAUUUGCGAAUACCUCGAAUAGAUGACGAAGAUAUGCGGGAUGUAGUCGAGAACUUUGGAUUCAUAAUGCAUGGGGACAGCGGGAAGGCGCAGCAACUUCUCGAAAAUCGUCUGUUCAGCAGUUGGAUGUCGUUUCGCGGGUCGUCAAAGCUGUUGGUGCACGACAAUCUCGAACCGCCGUACGAUAUCACUUCACUUUCAGUGGUAUGUACGCUCCUGACGCACAUGCUGAGGAGGCCAGGUGGUACCAGCAUCAGUCUUGUAUUCUUUUGCGGGCGACAUCUUGCCGGGGAUGUCUACAACGGUGGCUCGGCCAUGAUUCGGUCCUUGAUCUCCCAAUUGCUGUUCCAGAGCGGCCUUUAUCCUUUUCAAUAUGAUUCGGAGUACUCCGUUGAGGAUCUUGAGCGGGACGACAUCGAAUUCCUAUGCGAUAUCUUCACUUGGCUUAUUCGACGGCUGCCUGGUAACUCAAAUGUGUUCUGUAUAAUAGACGGGAUCAGUCUUUACGAGCAGAGAUUCAUGCAAGGCAUGGACGUUGUCGUUUUGGCACUGGUAGAGCUUGUGGAGGACGACUAUGACGGGCGAGCUUCUCUCAAGUUGCUCAUUACCAGCCCACAGCCGACGUACAAGGUUAGGAAGGUAUUUGACUCGCAUCCAGCGGAGCUUCUUGAUAUGGAGGAACUACCCGUUGUAGGAGAUGGCUUGGGUCUUCUCGGUCUUGGGGAGCGAUUGGCAUCGGAUAUGGAAGUAAGGCAUGAUUUGGAUGCGGAAUAA
This is a messenger RNA of Colletotrichum aenigma, 1467 nucleotides long. RefSeq lists its product as uncharacterized. NCBI's taxonomy places the organism in Eukaryota, Fungi, Ascomycota, Sordariomycetes, Glomerellales, Glomerellaceae. The transcript has 5 exons. The record is from RefSeq and is a predicted model, not a curated record. Bases 1 to 1467 code for a protein of 488 amino acids.